UAAAAAUCAGAAUUCGUAAAUUUCCUAUCCAUCGCGAGUCAGAACUGCCAACGCACAAGCUUUACGCGGGAACACUGCUCGGAAGUUCUUUCUCCUCUCUCGGCGCUCGCGGCGAGCGCCGUUUGAAUUUCUCGGAAGAAAGCCGGCGUAGUUGACACACGUUUGUAGCUCGCACGCCGAGUCGUGGUCGGCGUUUACACUUUGUUUAUAUCCAGCAUUGUCGGUCGUUUUUUUUUUUCUACUCGUCCUCGUCCCAAACAAUACAUCGAACCUUCAGGCUCUCAAUGAUCGACUGUAUUCGCUGACAAAAAGGGCUGUAAUAUCAGGAUUUAUCGUGUUAGCAUCGCGUUAUAUGGCGACUGGAUGCCCGCAAGAAUCCGUUGAUUCUUUAUUCGCAUAGUCCGAAGGAAAUACUCAAGAUGAGCGAAUCGACGAAUAGCACAACGAAGGAGGAAAAGGAUCCCGUAGAGAAAGACGAGGCAAAGCCCGGCGGAUCGCGCGACGAUGGCAAGGAGAAGAGGACUAGCAACAGGAAAAGAAAGGCCUCGACCAGCGAUCCCGUGGCUCUGGCGGAUGAGGUGAAGGCCAAACUGAAGGUGAAGAUAUCUAGUAAGAAGAAAAAGGGCAAGAAGUCUUCUAAGGUCUUCUCGAAGAAAAGCAUUAAGGACAAGUCUCCCAAGGAGAAGAAAAAGACCGGCAGUAGGAGCAAGAAAGCCAGAACAGAGCCACCUGUAGAGGUUCCGCAAGAUGCCAGUGUUGCAGUCCACAACGAGCUACUGCCUCCAGAGGUUUUGAUAUGCACGACUGCUGAAGUUCACAAUGAGAUGAACUCUGCAGAGAUUGUAACCGAUGCAAAUAUUGAGAUUUGCAGUGAUUUAACCGUAGAAGUUGCACAACUGGAAGACACGCGUGUUUAUGAAGCUCAAGAGCCGUUGCAAAGUAUAGACAAUGAAGAUGAUAAAAAAGAAGAUCAAGAUUUUGACAGCGAAUCUUGCAAUGCCACUUUGGCUUUUACAGAUGCAGAGAGUGAGACUUCCAGGAGUAACUAUGAAAAGUUUAUGAUCGAUACUCAAAACCGAUCAAAUGAGUUUCUGUUGGGUUUCAAUAGCAAAUUGAAACCUGAAUUGACCAUGAUCGAUCCAGAGGCUAAAGAAGUAAGAGAAGAUCAGGAAGAAGCAAUGGAUAUAUGUAAAAAUGCUAGUAACUGCACGAAAGAUGAUUUGGACAGUGAGAAGACUAUGAUUGAAGUACAAGAUACUAUAAUUGAUGAGGCUCUGUUGGAUUUUAAUAACAAACAAGAACUCCAAUUGGCAGUAUUAGCUACAGAGACAGUAAAUGCAAAUCCUGUGGAAUUGAACCAACAGAAAGAUGUAGAAGUAGGAAAAGAUGACGAUGAAGCAAUGGAUACAUGUGAAGAUUUUAAUAAGGAUCUAUUAAAAGAGAAUAUAGAAGCUAAUGAAAAUGAAGAAAUUGAUGUAUGUGGAGAUAAUGAUGAUGCUGAAGAGGUUCAUCAUGCAAUGGAGUUGACUGAAGUAAAUGCUGAUUCUUCGAAUAAACACACAGAUGAAGGGAGCAAGGAACAGAACAAAAUUAUAGAUUCAUGCAAGCAUGAACAAAAUCAAGAAAGUAAAUCACUUAAAAUAAAAACUUUAAAAUUAAAAACAUCAAAAUCUUCCAAGCAAAGUUCAUCUAAAUCUUCAAAAUCAAGAGAUAGAAAAAAAAGCAAGAACAAAAGUAGAAAAGAUUCCACGACAGCUACCACAAGUCCUGACCCUUAUUAUAAAGUUAACAAGCAAGAUGAUAUUUCCUGCAGAAUUUGUGAACAAACGUUGAACUACCAAUUAAAGUUUUAUACUGGUGAACCUGAAAAUGGCUAUGAUGAGGAACUUGCUAUUAUAGAUUCUCGUUUGUUACUCUUUAAUGGAGAUGAAGAAAAUAUUUCUAGAGAAGAUACCAGAGCCUACAAUAAAAUUACUUCAUUCAGUGUGUACUGCAAUAAUGGCCAUCUUUGUCCCUUUGAUUCUGGACUGAUUGAAAGAGACGUUGAAAUUUACUUCUCAGGAUAUGUCAAGCCCAUCUAUAGUGAUGAUCCAUCAAUAGAAAAUGGGGUUCCAGGUAAAAACUUUGGCCCUAUUGUGGAAUGGUGGUCGACAGGCUUUGAUAUUGGAGAGCAGCCAACUGUGGCUAUAAGCACCGAAAUAGGAGACUACAUCCUAAUGGAACCAUCUGACGAAUAUAAGCCAUUCAUGCAUUCAGUUCUUAUAAAAAUUCUAAUUGGCAAAAUCGUUAUUGAGUAUCUUGUUUAUGAACCACACGCUACUUACGAAGAUUUGCUGAAUAAACUCCAGAGUGCCUCAUCGAAAUACGACAUUUUGCCGAACAUGACGGAAGACGUACUUUUAGAGUAUGCACCGUUUAUCUACCUCCAGGUGAUGUCAUAUGAUGAAACUGCCAAGCUAAACGAACCGUUAAUGCUUGUUGCGCCUUGCAUUCGCCGACUCAUCGAUCUCGCCGGAAUCUCGUUUAAAGUGAAUCGCGGAGUAUCUUCCCGAGGACAGUUUCACAAGUAUCAAGAGCGAAGGGCUGGCGAGUACAGAAAAGAACUGCUGCGCAAAGUAGCUGAAAACAGAGGUGACAAUUCGAUUACUAGCCAACUGAUCGACUCGCUGUUGCCUGACGUGGAGGAAAAGCUGAUAACUUUGUCGAAGCCGUGUACCAGAGAUCCUUGCGGUAGCUGCGAUCGUUGCCAACGAUCCAGUUGCAAGGAAUGCGAACCCUGUUCGCAAAAAAAUUACGAGGACUGCCCUCGGCGACGUUGCUUCUACCGUGAAAUUCAAGAAGCGAACGACGAGGACGCAAAGGACAGCGUAAAUCUCUCGCAAUUGAAAGGAAACAGUAGCAUAAGUGUCUUCAAGAAAACGAUCAACAUUUUCUCGAGUUUUAAUGCAAAACUUGAAUGGUUGGGCGAUCCGCUAAUAGUCGAAGGCUCUGGUAAUACUUUCUACGCGGCUGUAAAACACGAAGAAGAGACAGUCUGCGUUGGUGACUUUGUACUCGUACGGUCGGUAGACCAGAGUGUCCCUGCACAGGUAGUCAAGAUCGCCUACAUGUGGGAGGAUAACGUGGGACUAGCUCACUUUCACGCCAACCUUUACUGGUGGGGCAAAGAUACAGUGCUCGGUGAGCUGGCUCGCCCCAACGAGCUUUUUUCCAUUAACAAGUGCAAUAAUAUAUCAGUCAACUGUAUCACUGAAAGGAUCAACAUCGACGAGAGGUAUAUGCCCAGAAACCAGGAUGUAAGCACAGACGAGGACAUAAAGGCGAACAACAUUUUCUGUGAAAAGUCGUAUGAUCCGUCAGACGGAUCUUUUCACGAUCUGACAAAGCCAGAGGAAGUAUCAGUUUUACCGACUCAUCGGUCGUGCAUCAACUGCGAGGGUAAGCACCGACGAAGCGAACGAGUUGAGCCUCGAACUGUUGAUGAGCUCGGUAAAAAGGAAGAAGGGACAUUGUACCGUGCCGUAAUAUACAAAGACGAGGAGUACAUCGUGGGAAGCUGCGUUUACCUCAAGCCGAAGUCUCUUUACUUUCAGUUUCCUAUGCUGCUGGAUCAUGCGAAAUCGUCCGGAAAAAUUAGUAAAAAGAUAGACGAAGAAAAGUAUCCAGAACUUUACAGAAAAGCCGAAGAUGCAGUAAUCGAUUCCAAAUUCGACAUGCCGGCACCGUUUGAUAUAGGGUAUAUUACCGAGAUAUUUACCACGGACAAGCUGUACAUCAAAGUCAAAAAACUAUAUCGGCCGGAAAAUACUCAUAGAAAUGAAGUUUUAAUUAAACAGAAUGACAUGAACAUGCUUUAUUGGAGUAAUGAAGUAUGUACGGUUUCAUUCAAUUACGUUGUACGAAAAUGUUACGUAGCGCACAUAAAAGAUUUCAGUAAGAGUGUAGAAGAGUGGUCCAAUCUUGGACCCGAUCGUUUUUACUUCAUGCAAAUGUACCACGAUAAGAAAUUUACCGACAUUGAAAGAAACAUGUAUGGCUGUGAAGAUGUACCGCUUGACCCUCCAAUUGAUUAUCCGGAUGUAGAUGCAAUGACAUCUCUAGAGAUAUUUGCUGGUUGCGGUGGUCUAUCAUUGGGUUUACGCGAAUCUGGCGUGAUAAAGAAACUUGGCAGUUGGGCCAUAGAAAGUGAUGUAGAUGCAGCUAAUACGUUUCAGCUAAAUAAUCCUGAUAUUACUGUUUUGGUGGGGCAUCCUGAUAUCGUUUUAAAAAAUGCUAUGAAGGGUGAAUUCGAAGAUUCAGAUGGAAAACUUUUACCCCGCAAAGAUGAUGUUGAGUUUUUAUGCGCUACUCUGCCGUGUGAAAAUUACAAAACUAUGACUGAUAUUACUGUUUUCAAGCAUUCGUACAUUGCAACAUUUUUGUCGUACUGCGAUUAUUACAAACCAUCACUGUUUAUUUUAGAAGCUGAUGAGAAAUUAAUUAAAAGGAGUUUUGUCCUUAAAUUAACUUUAGCUUGCCUUGUCAGUAUGGGCUACCAGGUGACGUUCGAUUUAAUGCAAGUCGGCUGUUAUGGUGCACCUCAAAAUCGAAGAAGAUCAGUACUAUUGGGUGCCGCGCCAGAUUCAGUGCUACCUAAAUUUCCGGAACGUCUUCAUGUAUUUCCCAAACCUUUAUGCGAGUUGGGAAUUGUUAUAGAUAGUAAAAAGUACACACAAGACACUUUUUGGACUGAGUCAGCGCCUUAUAGGUCUGUAACAGUACAAGAUGCUUUAAUAGAUUUGCCAACUACAAAAGUGGCAAUUACGGAAGAAAUGAAUUACGACGCGAAGUCUACAUCCCUUUUCUCGAAAAUCAUGAGAUUAAACAUGCUUGAGCCAACUGUGUUUAAUCACGUAUGUAAGGAUUUAGGUCCUCUAGUAGAAUGCAGGAUAAGUCAGAUACCACUAGCGGUUGGAUCGGAUUGGCGAAAUCUACCAAACAUCGAGAUGCAACUAAAGGACGAAAGCUAUGCCAAAAAACUAAUAUACAACUAUGAUGACGUUGAAGCGGGAAAGAGUUCGAACGGCGAGCUUAGAGGCGUCUGUAGCUGUGCGUCUGGCGAAAGAUGCGACCCUCGCGAUAGACAGCAUGGCUGCUUAAUUCCUUGGCAUUUAGUGCAUUCGGCCAGAAAAAAUAAGCACUGGGCCGGUAUCUAUUCCAGGCUUCAAUGGGACGGGUUCUUCAAUGGCGCCAUAACCAACCCCCAGCCCUUAGGGACGCAGGGUCCUGUGUUGCACCCGACACAACCGCGAGUGGUAAGCGUACGCGAGUGCGCCCGAGCUCAAGGUUUUCCCGACGAAUUCGUACUACCUCAGAAGAUCGGCAUCCAUAACAUGUAUCGGAUAAUCGGCCGAGCCUCGUCGCCCUUCCUUGGUCGCGCCAUAGGUCACGAGAUUGCUCGCAGCUUAGCCGCUAGGCAUCGCAAGUGAUAUCUUCGAUUUCUAAUUCGUAUCUUCGGUAUACACAGCUCUUUGACUUUUCGAUUGGAUAAUAUUUGUGAUGUUACUGGAAUGUUUGACUAUUGUUGUUUAUAUACUUGGAUUAUUUUUGACCUAAGUUUAUUUAUUUUAGGAUUGUUUAUGAUAUUUUAGUUAAAGCGACUACUUUUCUACAUCACUCAUUUAUGUACAGUGUUACAUAGCUUAGAUAGACAUUAAAUACAUUUUUUUUCUACUUUUGCAAA
This is a messenger RNA of Nasonia vitripennis (jewel wasp), 5722 nucleotides long. Its product is annotated as DNA (cytosine-5)-methyltransferase 1. The transcript is spliced from 15 exons. NCBI's taxonomy places the organism in Eukaryota, Metazoa, Arthropoda, Insecta, Hymenoptera, Pteromalidae. Gene Ontology annotation, molecular function: chromatin binding; DNA (cytosine-5-)-methyltransferase activity. Gene Ontology annotation, cellular component: nucleus. The coding region runs from base 420 to 5468 and encodes 1682 amino acids. The record is from RefSeq and is a predicted model, not a curated record.